Molecule: messenger RNA, 29599 nt
Organism: Xyrichtys novacula (pearly razorfish)
Lineage: Eukaryota; Metazoa; Chordata; Actinopteri; Labriformes; Labridae
Source: the annotation of a GenBank genome assembly
CCAUCUUCCCCCGGCAGACUGACACUCAGCCCGGACGGAGAGACGGAGAAAUACCGAGGGGAUCCCCGUAGAGGUUCGGAGUCAGAGGAGGUGAUCAGACGGAUGGCAGCCGGUGUCAGAGUGAUCAAGAUUAAUGAAGGAGUCUUCACAGUGAGUGUUUCUGACUGAAGAAUAGACGAUCUCUGACCGACACACAGCAGCUUCACUCUCAUACAAAGAAAACUGAGAUCCUGCAGCGGAUUAAUAUCUCCAGAUGGACUGAGCUGAUCGACUGAAAAGGACCGGGAUAUGUAAACAAUAAUUUAGUCUGUUGUCCUGGCUGAGAGUCAGAUGUAAAUCCUCAUCACUCCUGCAUGUUAUCAAACUGAGACUCAGGCUAGCCGGAGUUAGCCAGUUAGCUCAGUGGUGCUAGCACCUCUGCUAACAUUAAUGUAGUUUAAAAAAGCCAAAAUAAAUCAUAUCUAACCAUCUUGUCUAGAUUGUGAGCUGCAAUUAACCUGAGAUGAAGAAUUUGCACCGGAUGACAGUUGUCUGUGAUGUUUUCAUUUGUAUUUAUUAGCAUAAUUAGCCUUCCAGCUAACGUCAUUUAGCUGUUUUCUGUGUUAGCAUUAAAGCACAAAAACAUUAAAACAGCUCACUUAGUUCACAGCUAAAGACACACUCAACAAAACCGUUUUUAUUUAUGGCAUUGACACGUUUAAAAUAUGUUGUUAUAGCAGGUUAAACUCUGGAUUAACAUUGCAGUGCUAACAGGUUAUAUAGCUGAAGUUAGGGAUUUAAUCAAGCAGCAGUAUUACAAACUGAAUACAAGUUUAGUUUUAACUUUUACUUUAAUAUUUAGUUUUAUUCUUAAUUUACACAUCAAAUUCCUCCAUCCCCCGGUUUCGCUGUUUGAACACUUUUGACACAAAAGCAGCUACAGGUCAACCGGCAGGAUGGACUGGACCGUCUGAUCGAUGAUACUGAUCAGUUACUUUAUUUAGUUUAUUGAUAGAUCAUCUGUCAGUUACAGAACCGGUGCCACAAAGACUGUGUGUAGUCUCACACAGCACAUAUAUUGUACUUAGUCGUGUAUACCGCUGUAUUAGUAUGUUUAGAGAGUAGUAUGUAGCUGUGUGCCAGAGGCCCAACAGUAAGCCUCUCAGCUGUGUUUUGGUCUCCCGUGGUCGCCCCUCCCCCCUCUCUGUUCUCGGACUGCCCGACUACUUUUGCUCGGACUAUCGUGCUCCAAAGUUUCUGACUCUUUCCCCUCGAGUUGUCGGACUUUUGUUUCUCGGGUUUGUUGGAAAGUGCUCGGACUCUGUGUCCCGGGGUUCAGACAGGCCGGUCCCGGGACUGUGAGGCCGGUAAACGGUGGAUGUGAUGGAAUUGAUGUUCGCCGAGUGGGAGGACGGGGAGAGGUUCUCAUUCGAAGACUCGGACCGGUUCGAGGAAGACUCCCUUUGCUCCUUCAUCUCUGAGGCCGAGAGUUUGUGUCAGAACUGGAGGGGAUGGAGGAAGCAGUCCGCAGGACCAAACUCCCCUACAGUCAAGAUUAAAGGUGAGAUAACAACAACUUCAUUUACUCUAUCAAGUGACUACUCCUAGUUUCCCUUUAGAUACUUAAUACACAAAUCUUACUGUAGCAGAAUAAAUGUGGGAAUUUAGAUGUAGGUAUGGUGAGAGUAAAGGGGAGUGAAACCUGUUGCUGUACAUUGAAUACUUCUUUCAUAAUACACUUCCAGUCACUUCAGAAAUAGUGGUAAGAUAGAGACAGUUAUUACUUGGUCUUGUAAUAAAGCGCUGUGGCUGAUACCAGUCCAGCUCUGUGAGGCUCAAACUUUAUCUGUGAGGAUAUGAAUCCUGAAGAAGAGCUUGUGGACAGUGUGUGGUUUUUAAUGUUGGGGGUUGUCUUGUCUUGUGUUGAGUCCUCACACUGACUGCUCACUGUGUUCCCCUCUUUUACCACAGACAGAUAUGUGACUAACAUUCACUGCUUAUACUGUUUAAUAGCAUUAUGACUACAGGUGUGCCGCCAGGUGAUGAAAAAACACUUUAUAUGUGAAGUUGAGAGAGAUUUUCGGCUAAUCCCAGUCUCCCCUUCUUGUCCCUGCCUACAGUUUGUUUUGAGGUUGAAGGGAUUUUAGCUCCUCUUAACAGAACUGUUGAGUUGAAAUGUUCGCCUUACAAAGAGGACACUGUUUGAUGUUAUAUUUGUCCAGUCAAACGGACAGUAUGUGAGUAACUGUUAUAGACUGUUAUUGCUCACUUAGAGAAGAAAUGAAAAUACCAGCAAUAGACAUCACCCUACAUUUUCCAUUGAAACAAAUUACACUUAUAAGAAAGACAAAUAUUUAUCACACUUGUAUAGAACAUGGGUUCACAAAGAAAUCGAUGUUUAAUACCCAAAGUUAUUGUUUAUACUCGUGGUGAUUGUAAUGUAUGACUAUAAUUUCUUGUUUUCUCACAAAUUUAGUCAAUUUAUGGGUAUCCAUUCGUCAUUAUCAGACAUAAAAGAGGCUUGACGAAAUGUUGGUGUUUGUCAGUUUGUAAAUUACCAAAUUUCGCCCCUGGGGAUAAAUAAAUAAAGUACUCUGACAUGAGGAGAGUUUAUGGUUUGGCAGCUGUGAUGGAGGGUGGAGCAGAGAGACACAAACACAGCACAGUGGAGAAGAGCAACUUUAGCAGCAAACAUGCAAAAUCCAACCUGAAACAAAAUCCUACACAUGCCUAUUCAUUUACAUAACCAUGUGGAUGUAUCCAUGAGUCUUUUGUCUAAGCACAAAGACUGGAAAAUGAUCAGAAAAUAACCUCUAAAUUCUUAAUUUGACCCCUUAUUUCUGUUGUUGUUACUGGCUCUCUACUUACUUACUGCUUGCCUCCCUUCUCUUUCUUACUCUUAAGCUUUAGGGGAGAAAUAUUACUGUAGAUCUGUUUUUAAUAAACUUUGGUGCUCUUGGAUACUACCAUAUUAAAAUAUAUAUUACAGAUAUUGAAUGGUUGCAAAGCACAUGAUUUUGAAAAGUGUUGAAAAAUUUGUGUCCUGUUUUGAUGACUGUAUUUGCAAAGCAUUCUGGGAAACAUUCCUCUUUUAGACCAGUUGUAAUGUGUAUGGGUCUUUUUCAACCCCCCCCCCCCCCCCCCCAACUCUUUCUCUCAACACUCUUCCACUCUGUUUGCAUGUUAGGGUGGAGUGUCCACCACACUGAGUCCUGUCCAUAACCUCUGGGUGUGGAGUGGGUGUGUGGUUGUUGGAGGCUCCAACAGCAAAUCUGCACAGAUAAUGAUUGUGUGUCACACUGUUUGUUUCCAUUAUGAUAUGACCCACACAGAUCUGAAGUGCUUUAGUCCAGAUAAAAAACAACAUUUACCUGAUUAAAAAGGCUAAACUUGAAAACAUGCUCAGAAUGUAAGUAACCAUUGUCGAGUCUUGAAGAUGAUUCAUGUAUUUAUUUGAUUGUAAUGACUUUUUAUUUGCAAGGACUCUCAAAAGCAUGAGAUUAUGAACAGCAGACUGUAUGCAAUGAAUCCAAAAGAAUUGUAAGAGGAAGAUGUGGAUGUUUUAUUUUUAGAUGUUUUUUUGUAUUGGUUAGUGUUGUUGGUAGUUAUUUAGUCUAUGUAAACUCCUUCUGUAACCAUGGUUAUUUUUUGUUACCAUGGUUACAGAAAGUCCCUGUUAUUGCAGAAGUGAGGGGAGUUUGUCCCAUAGUUUGCUGCUGUAUCUGAUCCCUUCACCUUGAUGCAGGGCGCCUUAUUCAGCUGUGAGUGUGACUUCAAACAGAUGUCAUACUGUGAGGGGGUGAGCAUGGGGAGGGAUCGGUUGGAAGGAGGUCUCGCUUCUGAAAACAUUCAGCUCGGAGGGUCAGAUGUACUGAUCCCUGAUCCCUGACAGUCCCGAGCUGGAAACUACAGUAUUUAGAAGACACCAGCAUUCAUGCACUCUUUCCACAAACGGGUCAUUUUAGAAACACAGACUGAUAGUAGUUUAACCAGGUCGAACAUGGUUUGAGUCCUCCAUGAGGACUCAAACCAUGUUCGACCUGGUUAAACUACUAUUGGGUAUAAACACAAGCAUUGGAGGAACUUCCUGUUGUUCUUCUCCUUCCAGCCCAGUUGCUUCUUCUUGCUCUUCCUGCCCUCCUUAUAAAUAGACAGAAACAUGUUGAUAAUAUGAACACUUAGGAUUGAUCUGAUUCUGACCUCUUAGACUGAAAACACUCUGACAUAGCGCAGUCUUCUCAGCGUCCUCUACUCAAAUGGCUCUGAGUGUGUGUCUGUGAGAAAGAGAGAGAGAGUGUGUGUGUGUGUGUCUGUGUGUGUGUUUGCAGGGGGUUAGACCACAAACACUGGGGGGAAGGGAUGCGGUUACAAAGAAGAAGUCUUCAGUAAUAAAAUCUAACUUUACUGGUCAGACCCUCUGUAUCAUUUGGGGGGGUAAAGCGUGGAGACCUGAGCUUGGGGUUUAACUAGAGGAAUACCAAUCCAGGUGACAGAGUCAUUUGGAUUAUAUUCAUUAUGAAUAAUAAAUGAAGUAUAAACAAUCCAAAUAAAGUCCCUAUAGAAAACAUGAAAACAUGUGAUCUGAAUUUUGUGAAUAGAUCUGAUUUGGUGUCACGAUCACUAGACCCUGUAUACUGUUUAUAUGUGCGUGUGUGUGUGUUGACCCUGCCUCUGUUAUGAAUUUAAUACUGAUAUCUUUUAUGUAAACUGUGCCAAUUGAGUCACACAGUUUGUUUGGAAACAGCAGAUGUAAAUUCAUCGGAUCUUUCAGCCUCUAACAGAAGCUGAAGGACUCAUUAACCUCUCCAAUAAUCCCAUUGUAGUCUGUUUGUGUUUGUGUUGUAGUCUUGUGUGUUUAUAUCAGGGAUGUCUUUGCUUGUGUGUGAGUCAACGAUGACCCGGUGAUGUUCGUGUUGUGUUCACCCUGGUGUUUCAUCUUCUCAGCUGUGGAAAAAAGAAAACAGCUCAGUCUUGAAUAGAUUCUAAGAAAAUAAUCACACAAAUAAUAACACAACAUGGUAAUGAAGCGUAAUGGUAAUUAAGCUAGAGCAGUGUUACCUGUUAAAUAGAUUUACAGCAGAAUAAAAACAGGACAGGUGUGUUUGUACCUGCUGACCAUCUGCUGAGCAGCUGAGAUCUCUGUGGGGGAGGGGCUCAUCAGUGGGCGUGAAAGGACAGGUGUGUGUUAUGUGUGAUUCAUCAGGUGAAUGUAGGAUGUACUGAAGGAGUGUUAACAUGAAUGAAUCACUAACGUUCAAACACAUCUAAAACUUCAAACACAGAUAUAUGACUGUAAUAACAAUCACAGAUCUUUAUGUAUUUUCACAGUUUGUGAUCAGUUUCAUUAUUUUACAGUUACGUUUUUAUUAAAAAGGAAUAAAAGCCCAUUGUUGAUUUUAGAAGCUUAUUUUUUAAGUGCAGGGACAAAGUAAAAAGAGCUGAUUUCUGUCUUUAAUGUAAGACUUAGAAAACAUAGAACAGUGUUGGUGUUUAACUAAGUUUUUGUUGAUAUUUAACAUGUUUUAAAUUAAUUUUGGUAGAAUUAAAAUAAAUGAAACACACUGUUAACCAUGGUGGCAAUAACUUUAAACAUCCAGUGUGUGUGUAUGAAGAAAGCAAAAUGUCCCCCUCAGCCCCCCUAGGUGAGUAUGUGUGUGUGGACUAAUGGAGCACUUCCUGCUGAGACAGACAGACAGACAGACACACACACACACACACACACACAGACAGACUGCUCCCACUCCCUCCUUCUCUUCUUCCUUCUCCCUCCUCCUUCUCCUCCUCCUCCUCAUCUGUCUUCCUCGUCCUUCUCUUCCCGCUUCCUUCUUCUCCUCGUUCACCCCUUCCUCACCUCCUCCUCUUGCUCCUCCUCUCUCUUCUUCUCGACCUCCCCUCUCCUCCUCCUCAGAUCUUCCUUAUACAAAGAAACAGCUGUUGUAGUGGCCUCCCUGUGAGCUGAAAGCUGAUUGGUUGACAGUUUUCUGUCCUUCACAUGCAGCAGCCAAUCACAGGCUGGCAGCAUGGACCCUGUUACUACCCAGAAUGCCCCUCUCGUGGGCUUUAGCCCAGAGUGUGUCCUCAGAGUGAUAAGAUUUAACCCUUUACUGCCAUGCUGCCUCAGUUUGAUACUGUAUGUGUAAACACACACACACACACACACACACACACAGUUUAGUCUGUUUGAAUGUUGUGAUGGUGCAGAAACUGAAUGAAUGUAUGUGUGGAUUUGGCAGUUGAGUUUCUCAUACAUUCAUUAGAAAACAGGAAGCUUUGAAGGAGACUCAAAUUAACUCUGAAGAUUAAGUUUACUUUGCCUUCCUGACAUGUUUUAUGUUUUACAGACACUAAAUGAAUACAGCAGAAAAACACCCUCACCUGUCUGUAGAGAGAGAAAGAGGAGUUCACAAAAAUCAAUUCUAGGACACCUUGGUCUACCACAACACCUCUGUGACACUUACAUAGAAAGUGUAGUGAUGCAGGGUGUAAAAAGUCCUGCCUUGAAUCAUCAGUGUAAAAGAGAGUGAAGGCUUCAAUUAAAUCAGUCAAUUUGCCUCUUUCUGGACCUCAGAGAAAAUGCAGGUCAAAGUGGGACUUAUCAAGGAGUAAUUAGGAGUCCUUCCUCUCCCUUGUAGAGUCCACUUUAACUCAUUCUGCUGUCUGCGAGACUGAGCUGAUUCUGUUUGUCUUUAAUUGUCAAAAAUUUGUUUGCAGUCAGUCUUGUACCCUUACUUUGUCCUCAGCUCACAUUAAAAACAGACCUGACCAGCAGAGCUCAGAAUAUCAGAAUGAUGAUGGCAUCCCAAAUGUAUUAUACAGUUAUAGAAGUCUACAUCUCCUCUUCUGUCUCCUCAAAGUUCAGUUAAAGUCCCCUUGCAGAAUCUGAGUCUUCCUUAUCACCCAUGUAUAUGAGGAUGCACCGAUCCAUUUUUUUCCGAUCCAAUCCAAUACUGAUACCUGGGCUGAGCGUAUCGGCCAAUAUAUGGUACCGAUCCAAUACUACUGUUGAAUGAAUGAACUGUAUACCUUGUCCUGUGAGUGAAGGCAUCAGGCUUGACAUUAGCCUUUUUCAAAAAACAUAACAAAUUAACACAGAUAUAAAUUUACUUAUUAUUUAUUAACAAAUAAAAAAAUGCACAUUAGCACACAGCAAAAGAAGUAAUGCUGUGUUCAAGUUACCUCGGAAGUCAGAUGUCAGAGCUGAAAAUGACGUCACGCCCGAGUUAACAGCGUUUCAGUUACUGAGUUGGAAAAAAAGCAUAAUGGGUGGCGGAAACAAGUCAGCUUCAUCUAUGAAAGUUAUUUUAGCACUUGCCUUAUCCUUGUUAUAUUCUGACAAGGCAAGUGCUCAAAUAACUUUCGUAGAUGUAGCCAUCUUGUUUCCACCUCCGAUUUUACUUUUUUCUGACUUAACUUGCUUGUGACGUCAUUUUCACUUCCAACAUCUGACUUCCGAGGUAACUCAAACACAGCGUAAGACUUCCAUGUAAACACUUAGUGCAAAAGGAUAGACAGACAAAGAAUAUAGAGCGAACAGAAUCGCUGUGUUGCUGUGUAUGUUAUUAAUUAAAAGAAAAAAAAAAAGACCGGCUCGGCGUCAUUCAUCAGAUAUCUGAGCCAGUUAAUUUGUCAAUAUUGGAGCCCAUAUCUGAUCCAAAUAUCGGAUCGGACGGUGUAUCCCUAGUGAGGACUUUGAUAGACCGGUACAUCAACAGCUUAUUAUGCCUUCUGGUUCAGCUCCCUCUCUGCCACAACAGUCCUGUCCAACACCCACAAUACUGCUGACACAGCACCAAUCUGCCCGUUAAACCCUCAGUGACUCUCACUCAUGACGAAGACAUCAAGAUACUUGAAUUUCUUUACUUAAACAAAGACCCCACUGAUGUUGGGCAACCCACUGCUUUCAGGUGGAGGACCAUGGACUCAGACUUGGUCCCAGACUCUGUCCCAGUCGCUGUAAAUGAUCUGUUUUCACGUCUUUGUCAUGAAAUCAUCAGUCAGUUGAUUUCUGUCUAUCUUGAACCAACAAAGAGAAUAUUGAAUUGUGAAUUGUGAGGUCUGACUGUUUCUCAUGUCUCAGAGUUUCCAAACACACUUCAUAUAAACUCUGUGUUUCCUCCUUUUUUGGUCACAGCCGCAGUAAUGAGCUCCUUAUCAGACAACAUCAGGUUUUUACUCAGCUGUGUUUUCUGUUCGAGACUCUUGUGAUAAUGACGCUCUUUAUUUGACUCACAAAUCACCCUCAUUCGUCAAUAGACAAAUUACAUCUCCACAACACAGAGGUUAUUGCCAACAAACAAAGAUUGAUUUCUAGAAAUCUCAGUGGUUGAAUAUUUUAUUGAUACAUUUAUUCCAGGAAGAGAAUAAAAAAGAAUCUUUGGUUUGAGUCGAGAGCCUUAAAACGAAAAAGUAGAAAUGCUCCUCGAAAGCUCUUCAUUCUCUUGGUAUUGUUUUCUUAAAGAUCUUUUGUAAUUCAUUUAUGUCCAUCUGCUCUUGAUUUGGCCUUUGCUCUGGUUUUUCUUCUUUUAAAUGAGCACUAAGUUCAUUUUAUAUUAAGUCCUGCUGGGGAGACAUCUGCAAACCAGAUGAGUUAAACUCUUUGCCGACGGAUUGUUUGAGUGAAAACACUGUUAUUUAUUCAUUAAGUAAUCAUGUGUUGAGCUCAACAGUCGUGUUUGUGCUUUAGCAAUCUCAGCAAUCAGCUUUAAUCAGUUAUUAGGUCUUAAAAGGUACAGUGUUUGGGAUUAAGCGGCAUUAGUGGAUCAGACUUGGAAAAUCGGAAUAAUAAAUGUGUAAUUCUGUUGAAAUUAAAUUGUGAUCACCUGAAUAUAGAAAUACUUUUGAUUGAGCCUUUAAUGUAGGAGUGGGUGUCCUGAAAUGCAACAGUUGGAAAACAAAAAAGAAGAAAGUGAUCGUUGUUCUUGAACCAUGAGCACUGAUGUCAUGUCCCACAAACUGCUAAAGCCACAUGUUUUUCUCACAGAGGUCACAAUAAUUCCACACUGCUGACUCUCUCUCCUUGACUAUGAAGACAGUUCAGAGUUUGCCCCCUUGGUGACUUUUUCUGCUCAAUAAAACCUUCUCUCUGCACCUGCAGUCUGGUUUACUUUCCAACUUUUCUUUUUUCUCCAAGUAUUUUUUUGGGGAAUUUUGGCCUUCUAUUGAUAGGAAAGGGGGAAAUGUGGGGAGAUAGAGAGGUGGGAGGACAUGCAGCACAUGGUCUGGUCCGCUGUGGUGACUGUGGUCCCCAUACAUGGGGUGCCCUAACCCGCUCGUCCAUUUGCAUGCCCCCUCACUUUCCAACUUUUCGGGUGGAUAAAUUGAGUGACUCGGAAAUUGAGCCUGAAACUGGUGAUUCAGAAGUUUUCUAGGAUCUGACUAUCCAACAUCUCUCAGUCUCUGCAGCUCUCAGUCUUCAUUCAAGCUUAGUUUUAACUUCAGGUCAUCUCAUCACAGAUGGACAAGGUUUAAAAGGAGAAAUGUAAAAUUAUUUAGAUUUGGAUCAAACUCAUGUAACAGAUGGGCCCCUGAAAACCACACUUUUUUUCUGAAAGCUUAUUUAAACAUGGAAGUUGAACAGUAAGUCAGAAAUCAGAGCUCAGGGGGAUGUUGGUGUCAGUAUAGGAUGACAUCAGUUGGGUGUGGUUCCAGGUGAACAGAGUGUGAUCACUUCUGUCUCUGAGGUCAAACUCUAGUUCAGGGUGUCUGUAGAAACACGUCCACUGAAGUCACUCACUUGUGUUUUUAUUCAGGAGGUUCAUACAGCUCAAACUAAAACUGAACACAAACCUGACUGUGCCUCUUCUUCCUCUUCCUCCUCCUCCUUCUGUCAGAUGGUCAGGUCAUCCCUUUGGUGGAGCUGUCGGCAAAGCAGGUGGCGUUUCACAUCCCAUUUGAGGUGGUGGAGAAGGUUUACCCCCCAGUGCCUGAGCAGCUGCAGCUCCGCAUCGCCUAUUGGAGCUUCCCUGAGAAUGAGGAGGACAUCAGGUAAACCAGCCUAUGUUUCAUGUUGCUUCUGUCAUUGUGGCGGAGCUUCAAAUCAUGGGGAUGAAUUGAGAACUUUUAAUUCUUUUAAAUAUGCCCCCAAUCUCCAAGUUUCCUGUUUUACUGAUGGUGAUCAGCUAAAACAAAAAUUAGGCUGCUUUUGUGAAAGCUCCCAGGUUUUUUAUCGACAGAGUGAGACAUCACACAGCAGCACACCAUCAUCCAACAAAGUGAACAAGCGUUUUUGAUCCUGGCGUCAUCUCUGAGAUAAAAUUCCUCUGAGAUAAAAUCAAACUUUGAAAGUAAAGACAGACAGACUACUGUGACUCUGUGCUGAUGUAACCUGCAACUCUCCCAGUGCAUGCUGGGACAUACUUGAAAUGAAAAUGUACCAGGUGUGAAUUGUAUCUCUCUAACUGUUUCACAUCUUUACCUCUCACCCCCUAUCUCUGUCUGUCUGUCUUUCUGUGUGUGUGUCUGUCUGUGUGUGUCAUGGUGCUCCAGGUUGUAUUCCUGUCUUGCAAAUGGGAGUCCGGAUGAGUUCCAGCGUGGAGAGCAGCUCUACAGAAUCCGGGCUGUCAAAGACCCACUGCAGAUUGGUCAGUUCACCAAACACAUAGAAACACCAUUGACUACAAUACAGCUGUAUAAACCUAACAUGAGUAAAUGCUCAAUUUUAAGUUUGUAUCUGCUCUGAUUGGUCCUUGACUUGGUCCAUAAUGUCUCUCUCUCUCUCUCCCUCUCUCUGUCUCUCUCUCUCCUUCUCAGGUUUCCAUCUCAGCGCGACAGUGGUUACGAGUCAGGCCGGUCAGUCUAAAGGAGCGUACAAUGUGGCCGUCAUGUUUGAUCGCUGCCGCAUCACUUCCUGCAGCUGCACCUGCGGGGCGGGGGCUAAGUGGUGCGCCCAUGUGGUGGCGCUGUGUCUCUUUAGGAUCCACAACGUGAGUGUGUCUCUACACCUAAAGUGUGUCAUGUUUCAUCACAUCAGCUGAAACUAUAAACAGAAGAAUUCAUACGUGACAGAGAGUAUUACAGGAUCAUCAUUAUCAGCAGAUGAACUCGAGGUCAGAGUGUAGCUGGUAAAGUGAACGGAUAAACACACAAAAUGAUUUUAAGGACAAAGUUAAAGCAGCAAUGUUUUCUUUGAACUCUUUUUUCUUUAAUUUGAUGUAAUCUUCUCGUAAAGAGUGAUAAGCAGGUUUUACAGUCUGCCAUCAAAAAAAUCUCUCAAAGACAGACCUUUUAUGAUGAAAAUUUUCUUCAACAAUUCAAAAAAUACUUGGGAUUAUGAAAGACAAAGACACCAUGAAGUCAAAAAACUUAAUGUCCUCUGCUCUGCACACUCCAAUACAGCAAGCAGGGAGAGGAUCUGCUAACACCAAGAUUAAAAUUGUGCAAAAUCAUCGUAGAAGAGCUGCUGACCUGACAACACAAAUGAAACAUUCAUCUGUUGUUGAAUAUGCUAAAUAUGCUCAUUUAAUUGUUCUUGAAACAUGUGUUCCGACUCUUUACUAGUAAACUCUGUGUGUGUGUCUUUAGGCAUCAGCGGUGUGUCUGAGGGCUCCUGUCUCUGAGUCUCUGUCUCGACUGCAGAGGGAUCAGCUGCAGAAGUUUGCUCAAUACCUGAUCAGUGAGCUUCCUCAGCAGGUACCAAGUCCUGUUCAUCAAAAACAAAAAAAACCAUCAGUAUGUUUAUUUCUGGUGUAUGUUGUUGAUUGAGUGAUUUGUGUUUGCAGAUUCUGCCCACGGCUCAGCGUCUGCUGGACGAGCUGUUGUCCUCUCAGUCUACAGCCAUCAACACCGUGUGUGGAGCUCCAGGUACAGACAUGCUGAUAAAACUGUUACCAUCACAAAGAGAGCGACUGUAACAGAAUAAACAGUGUAACCUGUUUAUGAUACAACCUAAUGAUCAUACAAACAUGAUCAUUGUUGUGUAGAGAGGAACCAUUUUUUCAACAGAAGGAAAGAGAGAGAGGUUUUAUUUUUGCGGAGACAGAGGGCCAGGUUUUAAGAUUUGGCUCGCUGACUCAACCUGUGCAAAUGCAUAAAAAGACUGACCCCCAUGUUCCCCAGUGGCGAAAAGGCCGUUGGUGCCGAUCACUGCUGAUCACUGCUGAUCAUUUCCAUUCAAGUUAAUGUGUCAAUUUUCACCAGCUUCUUUCCUUCACGCUGCAGUUCGGUGGGGUUCUCAGCCGCUGAACUGCAGUGGCUGUAUUUAUAAUCUGUGCAGCGGCACAGAUAACCUCAUGCUGGAAAGGAAGUCGGGCACAGACACAAAAUAAAACAUCCUGCUUCUUUUCAAAAUAAAACAAUACGUGUUUCAGGCAGAUGGAAUUGCACACCAUACAAAUUUGGGCGGGGACGAACAGGUGAAAGGUUUUCAGACAUCAUUUUACCCCGUUGAUACCACGGAUGAGGAGAUGCUGAUUCUAGAAGUCUAGAAGUGUCUAUCUUCCUCUGAAAGGACACAAUCUAUCGCUUAUAUGGUUAUGUGACUGUCUUUAUAGAGACAAAUCGUUAUUGCGUGAUUGCAUGUGAAUCCACGGAUUCUUCUAAGUUCUCACGAUUCUUGCUGUCUGAAAUCUGCUACAAAAUUCUCCUCACAAACGCAUCUGGUAGGAAUUGGCAGACUGCGAAAAUCACCGCCAUUCCAGAUGCUGUAACUUGUAACUCUGACUUUGCUGCACAGCAAAGCACCUCUGCACCCUUCCUUACUGUGUGCAUUAUUAUAACCUUUGAUUAAUUACUUGUUGAUCAAACCUCUGACCCGCAGCACCUGGCCCCCCUCCCUUUUCAUGACAGGAUUGUUUAAUAAUGACAAAUGAAAAGCAAACACAGACCCAUCAUAACCAUUUUUGUGCACACCUAACCAGACUCUAGUACGCAAACUUCAUUUCCUCAUGAUAGAAUUCAAUAGAACACUGAGUAAAUUUAAUCAGUCAGUUUUAGAGGUGUGUGCUCUGUUACUGCAUCGGAUGUUUGCUGAGAAUACAGAGAGAGGGAGGGUCUCUCUGUCUCUGUCUCUCUCUCUCUCUCUUUUCCACACAUGUUUACACAAUGCUGAUGAACAAAUGGAUCCAAGACCACCUCCAUAUCAGGUCUCUGUGGUCAGAGCUCAGUAGAUAGGAACAGACAAGAACAUAUUCUUUUUGAUGUCCUCCUGCCCCAAAUAUCAAAGAAAGUGUUUCAGGUUUUCUGUGUGUGUGUGUUUGUGUGUUUGUUUGUAGACCCCACAGCCGGCCCCUCAGCCUCUGACCAGAGCACCUGGUACCUGGAUGAGUCAACCCUCAGUGACAACAUCAAAAAGACUCUGCACAAGUUCUGUGGGCCCUCCCCAGUCGUCUUUAGGUACGAACUCUUACCCUAAAACACUGGUUUGUACAGUGUUGUGCAUGGACACACUAAAACAGGGUUCAUUUAAAGAUUUAGGAGAUGACUGAGGGCUAAGGAUGAUAAACGGUGUACUGAACAGCUCAACUUGCAGCUCAUGCACAGGUAUGGUGAUGUAACUCACUCUGCUCACAUCCCAGGAGGAUCUGAGAGGUACUUUGGAAGCAGCAGAGAGUCUUGGAGCUCUCUUUUAGAGCAGCCAAAGCUGGAUUACUGGCACCCCGCAACUUGGAUGUUGUUAGCAGCGCUGGUCAGACCAGCUCUUGUGAACACUUGAAGGAGUGUUGUGAGUGAAUCAGGACAGAUUCCAACAGACUAAAGACUAGCAUGAUUUUUGGAGAGGUAUAGCUGUUUGGAAAUCAGAGAAAAAUUCACUUUUAUGUUUGUUUGUUGGUGUUUCUUCAAGCGUUUCAAUGGGAACAUUAAGCCAACAAAGUAAAGUGAUAUUUACGUUUUGAGGUUUUUUAAAGCUGCAGAUUGUUUUUUCUGUAUUUAAACUGGUAAAACAUACUCAGAUGUAAGGAAGAGGAUUAGUGCCACAAGAAGAGCAAAAAAUAAUAACAGGAGGGAGAUUUUUUUAAUUUUCAUUUUGAAAUUAAAGUCAAAACUUCGAGAUUAAAGUCGAAAUUUCAACAUUAUUCAUAUCGAUUUAAUCUUGAAAUGUUGAUUUAAAUCUCAAACUUUAAUUUCUUUAAUCUCGAAAUUUCAUCAUUGUUCACAACAUUUCGACAUUUUGUAAUCUUAAAAUUUCAACUUUAAUCUUGAAAUUUGUAUAUUUUUAGUCUCGAACUUUUGACUUUAAUCUCGAAUUCUGACUUUAACCUCAAAAUUUGGAUUUUUAAUCUCAAAAUUUUGACUUCAAUCUCCUUCCUGUAAUAACUUUAUUUUCUCUACAUUAGGACCCUAAUCCUCUUUCAUACAAAUGAAAUUGCCUUAGUUCUUUGACUGAAAAUCUGAUUCUUCCAAAGAAUACUGUAACUCUUUUAGGUCAAGAAAUGUCAGUGAUUGAGGUUUACGAACGUGAACGUCUUCAUUUCAAUCCUCACGAUCUGGCUCUGUAACACAUUCAGAUGUCUUAUGUGUUUUUCUGUCUUUGCUUCCUCUCCACAGUGACGUAAACUCGAUGUACCUCUCGUCCACGGAGCCACCAGCUGCAGCUGAGUGGGCGUGUCUACUUCGGCCUCUGAGGGGGCGAGAGCCUGAAGGAAUCUGGAACCUUCUGUCCAUCGUCAGAGAGAUGUUCAAGAGACGAGACAGCAACGCCGCUCCCCUGCUCGAGAUCCUCACCGAGCAGUGCCUCACCUAUGAACAAGUAUGUCCUAACUAAUGCUGCAGUCAGGUUACCUCGGAAGACUGUGCUGGGAAUGACGUCACACCCGGUUACUGGUGUAAGUCAGAAGAAAGCAAAAUAAGUGUCAGAAACAAAAUGGCUACAUCUACGAAAGUUAUUUUAGCGCUUGCCUUGUCCAAAUAUAAGCAAGGACAAGACAGCGCUAAAAUAAGUCUUGUAGAUGUAGCAAUCUUGUUUCCACCUCUGAUUUAGCUUUUUUCCGACUUGGUAACCGAAAUGCUGGUAACUCAGAUGUGACGUCAUUUCCAGCUCAGACAUCUGACUUCCGAGGUAACUCGAACACAACUUGACUUAACGUCAAGUUGUGUAAUGAGCAAGAAUUUGACCUUUGACCUGAUGUUAAACUCAUUAAUUCACACAAUAAACCUUGCGUCACACUCCUCUUUAUUACUAGAUCAUCAGCUGGUGGUACAGUGUUCGGACGUCAGCAUCUCACAGCAGUGCCAGUGGACACACUGGACGUAGCAACGGCCAAUCAGAGGUGGCGGCUCACGCGUGUGCCAGCAUGUGCGAUGAGAUGGUGGUUCUGUGGAGGCUGGCAGUGCUGGACCCCACCAUGAGCCCCUGCAGGUCAGAUAUAAAAAAAUCUGCUGAUGUUUAUCUUUGACAGAUAUUUGAGUUGACAUUAGAGUAAACGUCACUCCUGUGUGUUUGUGUGUCUCAGGCGUUUGGAGCUGGCGGGGCAGCUGAAGCAGUGGCACCUCAAGGUCAUCGAGAUUGUGAAGCGGGGGCAGCAUAGGAAGUCUCUAGAUAAACUGUUCCAGGGAUUCAAACCCGCUGUGGAGUCCUGCUACUUCAACUGGGAGGUGGCCUACCCACUGGAGGGCAUCACAUACUGCGGCGCUGAUAAGAAGAGCGCCACCUUCUGCUGGUCCAGAGCGGUGCAGCUGCAAAGAGGAGCCAGAGCUGCUGCAGGAGGUGGCGGGGAAAACUCUGAGGGAGGGGGCGGGGCCAGAGGAGACGGAGGAGCUGAUUACAAAGGAAGAGGAGGUGGUCACUCCUCCCAGCAAGAGGUGGCCGUACGACCAAAAGAGACCAUCCUGACCAAGAGGAAGGGUCUGUCAGUGAGCGGAGGGGGAGGCAUGCUGGUCCGACUGGGGGGUGCUGUGUCUCUGUCCCUGGAGGACGGAGGAGGAAAGUGCAUGUACAAAGGGCCCAGCACGUCCUCUGGGGGGAAGCUGAAGCUGACUCAGGGAGGCGGUAAGGGGGGGUCUGUCGGGGGUACUGGAGGAAGUGGGUUAAGUGGGGGGAAACAUGGCAGUGCUAAGAGAAGGACCAGCAGCGAGGACAGCUCUCUAGAGCCGGAUCUUGCAGAGCUCAGCCUGGAUGAUGGCUGCAGUCUGGCUCUCGGGGCUGAGGCCAGCAACACUUUCGAGUUCCUGCCCCCACCACCUGAGAUGCUGCCCUCCCCCAGCCCGCUGCUCCGAGACUCUCGCAAGUACAGCGGAGGAGGAGGCAAGAUGUUCGAACCAAAGCGUGUGAACCAUGCGUCUGCUGCGCCUCCUGCUGCGGAGCCCGCUCCACCCUGCCUCCCCACAAAAGACACCAUGCUUGUGGUUCUGGACUCUACAGAGAAGGAGGUGGAGCUGCAGGUAGAGCUGCAGGCGGAUGCAGGCCAGAACGGAGACGAAGAUGUCGACUCAGCUGGCAGUAACCAGCCCUCCACCUCUGUGUCCACCACCACCACCGCCGCCACAGCAAGAACUGCUGCGACUGAAACACCUGCCAAGCCCUCGCAGGGCCGAAGGGAGGCAGCAGCUGCUGCAGGAGGAGCAGCUGCUGCAGGAGCUGCUGCUCCAGGAGCCGGGUCAGCAGCAGCAGCAGCUGCAGCAGGGGCAGAGGUUGCAGGUGGAGGAGCUGCGGGUGAAGACGACUAUCAGGCGUACUACCUCGGCGCUGCCUCAGAGGAAGGAGCUGAUAGACAGAUGGCUGAAAAUCACCAGGAGGAGGAGCCGGAUAUCUUUGCAGGGAUCAAACCGCUGGAGCAGGAGGGACGCAUGGAGGUAAGGAAAGAGGAGUGUAGGUGUCAGAUUGUCAAAUUCAGGCUGCAUCAAGUAUAACUUCUGACAUGAUGAUGUGAACAAGUGGGAUAGGCACAUUGUAAGGAAAGUUUACCAUAAUUUUUUUCCUGCAUCACACAUUUCAUGGUAAUUGCAAUAAGUUUUUAUUAAUAUUUGUGAAGCUCAACAUACACAAGGACUUUACUCUAAAUCUGCUCUUAGAAAACAGUCAGUCCUGUUAUUUUAUAUACAGUGCUCAGCGUAAAUGAGUACACCCCUUCAGAGCAACAUUUUCUAUGUCAGACUAUACAACAAAACACUCCCCCAAAUGUAGGCCAGUGAUGACAAACACGUUUUUUUAAGUUGAUUACUAAAAAGUUUUUUUUUUUUCAAUUUAAAAUCAGGAUGCAAAAAUGAGUACACCCCAAUCAAAGUUCUGGGAGCAAAGCUAAAUUUUAGUUACUGUUUCACCCUUAGUUCCAUCUUAUGGUAAAUAAAACGUUUUGUGAAACUCAACUUUGGAAAUUUUCUUUUGCUCAUCUACAUAUUGAGUAAUAUGUUACUUUUAAUAGGGGGUGUACACACUUAUGCUGGGCACUGUAUGUCUACCACCAUUCAACGCAGUUUUGCACAUAGUGGUUCCACUUGUAAUUACCAGUAGAGGAAAUAUAAAUGUAAUGAAUCCGUUUGCUGUGAUUACGCCAACUCUAUUGAUGUCUGUCGGAGGACAUUUUUUGUAGUGUAGUCUGAAAGUGCUUAAACUGUCCAUUUUUAAAUAGAGUGUCUGAGUAAGAACAGAGUUAAAGACUUGGAGAGUCAAUGUAUGGCUCUGAGACCGGACACAUGAGCAUCCUGCUGCUCUUUUUUUGUCACUGUUGUUCUUUUCUUAUUAUACUGAAAUGUGUUUAUUCGUGUUUAGGUGCUGUUUGCGUGUGCAGAGGCCCUCCACGCUCAUGGUUACAGUAAUGAGGCCUGUCGGCUGGCUGUGGACCUGGCCAGAGACCUGUUGGCAAACCCACCUGACCUGAAGGUGGAGCAGCCCCAAACAAAGGUACAAACUUUCACUUCUUUAUUCUGCUGCUCCAUUUUUUCUUUUUCCUCUCCUGUGGUGUGGUGUGAUAUUCUACAGAAGUGUAUUGCAUUCACUUAUUAAAAAAAAAAAAGAACUGUUUUUUGAGUAUUUUUUUUCUUUGCUGCUUUUCGGACUAAUUAUUUUCUUGUUUUUUGUACUCAUAUUUUUUCCCCUCUUGCUGUUUUUCGGACAAGUUUUUCAAACCUUUUUUUUUUCCUGACCAAACAAGAUAAUCCUACGAGAAUCUCAUACAAUCAGAUUAUGUUAACCACCACGGCUGCUCCAAAUCAGUGGAUUCUCCAGUUCCUAGAUAACUUUGGCUAUGGGGUCAAUGAGAGUAAAGCAUGUUAUUCGUCAAACAUAGGGUAUGCAAAUCUUGAGGUGCCUGUGCAAAGUAGACAAACUUAUGAUGAUUCCAUCUAUCUGACUUAAAGAAAGGAGCAACUCCUGGUGGCUCAAACCCAAAAGAAAGUAAAACUUGAUUAAACUAAACAAGUGGGCCAUGUUUGCUUCUAAUAAAUCGUGCAGAGGGGGGUGAAAGCAUCUGUUUUUAAAUGAUCAUGAUCCCAGGGAAUAGGAAAAACAAUUACUUUGAAAAACAAAAUGAAAAAAAAAAUAGUCCGAUAAACAGAAAAGAAAACAAAAAUACUCUGAAAAACAGAACAAAAUUACUCUGAAAAUCAGAAAAGAAAAGAAAAGAAAAUGUCCGAAAAACAGAAAAGAAAAAAAAUACGCUGAAAAACAGACUUUCCUUUUUUUUGGUGAAUGCAAUACGCUUCCGUAGUAUUCCUCAUACAUAUGUGUUUCACUUGUACCCUUACUGUGUCUAACUGUAUGACAGCAAAUAAAUCAAACCAUGAACAGAGAGUAUGACUGCAGAUUGAGAAGUGUGAAUAUGCCCUUACAUCCUUCAUCAUAUCGUUCUAACACCGCUGUUUCUUCUUGCCAUGCUCAGGGGAAGAAGAGCAAAGUUUCAACCAGCCGUCAGACUCAGGUGGCCACCAACACGUUAUCUAAAGCCGCCUUCCUGCUCACCGUCCUCAGUGAGAGACUGGAGCUCCACAAUCUGGCCUUCAGCACCGGCAUGUUCUCCCUGGAGCUGCAGAGGCCGCCUGCAUCCACCAAGGCCCUCGAGGUCUGUUUUACAAAUACAUGAGACCAGAGUCACCCACUAAGGCCCUGAAAAUAAAUAUCCUUGAAAGUACAAACUCAUAAACUCAUACCUGUGAUAACUAACAGUCUCUGACCUUCUGUUGCAACACACACUGGUGUAGAUAUUGAAAAACAGUGAACCAUGCUAGUGUGUUCAUAUUUGUGCAUACUAGCUUAUCAUAUCUUUUCAUGAUGUUCUGUAUUUAAUCACAUGUCUGUACCUCACCGAUGAGGUUUGAUUUAAUAAUGUUUCAUUUGCUCAUUUGUUCAAGUGAGAUCAGUCACAGGACAGCAGAAGUGAUAAUGGAGUCGUUUUUAUGCCUCUAACAGAAAAAUAGUGAAGAGACGAUACAAGAUCAGAGGGGAUGGCUUUGACGAGUUCUUUAAAGAGUUUUAUUACAUUCAGGAGUUCCUCUUUACUGUCAAAGAAUAAAACAUCUUUGUGAUCAGACAGAUUCUGCUGAAGGACUAACCGCUUUUUUACUGACUGAUCUUUCCUGCUACAGGUUAAAACUUUGUUAAUCACAAAGGGGGAUUUAGUCAGAAGUAUUAACUGUUUCCUUGGCUCCUCAGACAAAAACCUGCAGCCCACACUGUCUGAAAAUGUGUGUGGAGCAGAAAGGCCGACACUGACUAUCUCUCCGUGUACCUGUGUCUUAGGUGAAGCUGGCCUAUCAGGAGUCAGAGGUGGUGUCUCUGCUGAAGAAGAUCCCUCUAGGUCUGGUGGAGAUGUCAGCCAUUAGAGAGCGAGCCGAGCAGCUCAGAGAUGGAAACUUCUGUGAUUACAGACCUGUGCUGCCGCUCAUGUUAGCCAGCUUCAUCUUUGAUGUGCUGUGUACCCCAGGUAAGCACCAAGUCUGCUCUAACACUGGAGAGUCAUUGCACGAGUGUUUCCUACCUGCAGGGUUUGGUGUAAAGUCAAUAUCUGCAGAGAUGAAAUCCUUCUAUUUUGUGUUUCUUUCCCGUUAGAGGUACCUUGGUUUGAUUUAAAUGAAGACAUUUGUGAUGUGAACUCUAAAAAUUAACAUUCUUUUGACUUUUCUCCAUAUUGUUUGUGCAGUUGUGUCCCCAACGGGCUCCCGUCCACCGAGCCGUAACCGUAACAAUGAGAUGCCGGGUGACGAGGAGCUGGGCUUUGAGGCUGCUGUUGCUGCUCUUGGUACGUUCACUGGAUUAUAUCACACUGUGGGCUCCCUCUGUGUAUGUCUGUCUUAACCUGCAUCUGUUUACGUGUGUGUUUGUGCGUACGUACGUGUGUAAAGGCAUGAAGACCACAGUGAGUGAGGCAGAGCAUCCUCUACUGUGCGAGGGGACUCGACGAGUGAAAGGAGACCUGGCUCUGGCUCUGAUGAUCACAUAUAAGGACGACCAGAGCAAACUGAAGAAGGUAAACCUGAUCAAUCUGAUCAAUACCUACAUGUGAGGUCAACAUGGUUAUCAGCUGAUCCCCAUUCAUCAUGAUAAAGGUUUUUAAGAGUUAUAGAGGAUCAGAGAACUUUUUUGUUACAGUUUAAAAAAGUUUUUCUUUUGGGGUUUCUUAAAUAAAAGAACGAGAGCCCACCAACUCUUCAUCAUUUGUUUCAAAUUAUAAAUAUUUGUUUCAAAAUGUCAGAGCUGUGACAGUCUCUCUCUUUUCUUCUCCCCUCCCUCAGAUCCUGGACAAACUGCUUGACAGAGAGAGUCAGACCCACAAACCUCAGACUCUGAGCUCCUUUUACUCGAGUAAACCUGCAGCAGGAAGUCAGCGCAGCCCGUCCAAACACACCAACGCCGGCAGCCAUGGAGGGGUUGGCGGGGCCACAGGCGGGGUCUCCAAACACACCCCCUCCUCUUCAUCUACAGCCACUGUAGCUGCCUCAUCCUCAUCCUCCUCCUCUGCUGCUGUGGCUCUGACUGGAGAAGAGGUGACCCAUCAGGACCUGAACCCCGUACAGAACAGUUCAACAGGAGAAGGAACAACCGAGACCAGAGAGACGGGUAAGACACACACACAACCAGCUCCCUCAGAGGGGGACCAGGCUAAUGUGUUCUUUUAAAUAAAGCGUCAUAGUGGGAUGUGUUUAUUUAAAUAAGUCAUGACUUAAAAUCUACUAAUCAAACAAUCAAACAUGUACGAAAGAGAAUUAUGGCCUCAAGAAGAGAAAAAAAUAAUAACAGGAGGAGGAUUUAUUUAAUCUACAUUUUAAGAUUAAAGUCUAAAUUUGGAGAUUAAAGUAGAAAUUUAAAAAAGGCGAGAUUAAAAAAAAUCAAAAUUACGUUACACUUUAAAUUUUCGACUUUAUUCAUGCAAUUUUGAUUUUGUUAAUCUCGAAAUUUCAACAUUAUUCUCAACAUUCUGACAUCUUGAAAUUUCGACUUUCAUCUCGAAAUUUCAAUUUUAAAUAUCAAAUUUUUGAUUUAAUUGCAUAACUUUGACUUUUUAAUCUCUAAAUUUUGACUUUAAUCUCAACAUUUCAACUUUAAUCUCGUUCCUGUAACUCUAAUUUUUCUCUUCAUGUGACCCUUAUCCUCUUUCAUAAACAUGAGAAAGGAUAAAAUCCAAAAUAUAAGAUAAAAAUAAUGACCUAAAGACAGUAAACAGAUGAGACACAUUCAACAGCAACAGCUUAGACCAGAGCACAGAGAGGGACAGGUUCCUGGUAGGACUCUUGGUUUUGAACAGUUUAGUCACUUUUAGUCCCUUUAGUAAGUGUAGAAGUGGCCUCUGUUCUGACAGAUUAUUUAUAAGGUAAACAUUCAAUACUUUGACAGCGCGAAAAGUAACAAAGUCUUAACUGUAAAUUCAACACAGACAAGCAGAAGUUUAAUUUACACUUCUUAAAGGGAAAUGUCACAGAAACUAAGAUCUAUAAAUUGUACUUACUCUCUGACUGCAGUACACCCACCUUUAACAACAGCUUAGUUAAAAGAAUAGUAACCCUUAGCACUACGUAUAAAAACACAAACAGGUGUUGUAUAGAAACCUAAAUUUGGUGUUUCUUUUGAGUUCUAGUGUAUUUCCCAAGUGGUCUGGGUCAGUGGGGUUUGGUAUCAUUUAAUAUUGUUGCAUUUCCAUAGACAACUGUAACCUUUCUUGGCAAACAAACCGGAUGGUGAUAGCAACAUCAAUUACAUUAAAGCGUUAAAGCUGCAAAGUGACACGUUAAAAAAGGUAAAUGAUGGAGGACAUCCAAGUUUUGAAAUAUGACACAGUUUGUGUCUGUCCGCUAUGACCACUUUCACCUGAAAAGUGAGGAUUCUUCUGACCUGAUUGCAGUGUGUGUACCUCCACCAUUAAAGGUCAGAUAGGUACGCUUUGCACCCAAAUAGAAAGAAUGUCAAAAAAGUGUGAACACAAAUAAUUGCAAACCUGACUGAACUGAACCCCUUGGUUAACCUUCCCUUUCUGCAGUGUCAGACGGAGCUCCGCCUGCUGAGCAGCAAAACGAAACGGCCCCAUUCAAAUUGGAAACCACAGUUCCCAGUAGGCUGGCCCUGGGGGCUCGCUGUGGGUACAGUCAACGCUGCUGGGGCUCACCUGUACGCCAGAAGAAGAAACACACAGGUAACAGUAAUAUACAGAUAUAAUUCAAGCAUUUAUUACACACAAGCUGUGCCUGUAGUCGUAACAGUAGAAGAAACACAUAGGCGAGAACAGUAUACUGAUAUUUUCAUUAAAACAUUGAAAUCUACGGUGGCCCUGAGGUGCAAAACACAAUGGCAAAUGGGUAAACACAACAUCGAAAUUUAAAACACAAGACAAAAAAAGAAAACAUGACAGCAAAUCAGUUAACACAACACAAAAAGAGAAAACACAACAACGUUAACUAUAAUGUUUUCUCUUUUUGUGUUGUGUUUUCUUUUUUGCCGUCAUGUUUUCUGGUUUGUUUUUAUGUUUUCUGAUUUGCUGUUGUGUUUUCUCUUUUUGUGUUGUGUUUUGUAAUUUGUCGUCGUGUUUUGCACCUCAGGCCCACCGUAGAAAUCACAUUGUCAGUACUCUGUCAAAGUGUCACGGGUACACACCCUACAGGGAAAAUGACAUAAACAUAAUCCCGAUGCAUUUCAUAUCAAGGUAAUCAAGUGACAUGUUGUUUGUACAGGCAUGGCAAGCAUCGACAGCAGUGCUCCAGAAACAACAUCCGACAGCUCGCCCACCCUCAGCCGCCGCCCACUCAGAGGGGGCUGGGCUGCUACGUCAUGGGGGCGGGGCCAAGACAGCGACAGCAUCAGCAGCUCAUCUUCCGAUUCGCUCGGCUCCUCUUCCUCCAGCGGCUCUCGCAGGGCGGGUGGAGGAGCGAGGGCCAAAAGCACUGAUACCAGCAGGUACGUACACUGAGAGUGACGCCGUCAACAACAAAGUCUUUGGAUGCAAAGUGAUUAUAUGUGGAAGUACCAGACACUGAAAUUUGCAGAGUGCCUACAGAGUGGGACUGGCUCCAAAAGUGAGACGAUGCCUGUUUAGGUGCAUUUGAACAAGUCUAACUUUCAGCAGAAGUGAACGCAUUUAACUAAUUUCUCUGUUCAUGAUGGCUAUGAGAGGUUACUUUUUUGUAAAGCCCACACUUUUAAAUGACCAAGAUUUACUCAUAUUUGAGAGACAGGUGGAGACAGUUGUCUUCGAGGCUAAUUCAAUCACUGAAUGUAACCUCUAGGCUUUGUUGUUUCCUGGUGAUGGACACUUCUUACACAGCUGAUUCCACUCAUUUAUCAAGAGGACUUGUAACCACUAAAGUUAAAUGAUUCCUCUGAACAGCUGUUUUUUUUUUUCAUUCACUGUCCUCCUUCAUGUUUUCAUAAUGAAGAUUUCUCCCCGUCAUGGCAAACUUUUCUGUCUUUUCAGAUAUAAGGGACGUCGUCCUGAGUGCCACGCCCCUCACGUGCCUAAUCAGCCCUCAGAGGCGGCAGCUCAUUUCUAUUUCGAGCUGGCAAAGACAGUUCUGAUCAAAGCAGGAGGGAAUUCAUCCACCUCCAUCUUCACUCAGCCAUCAGCCAGCGGGGGCCACCAAGGGCCCCAUAGGAACCUGCACCUGUGCGCCUUUGAGAUCGGACUGUACGCCCUCGGACUCCACAACUUUGUGUCCCCCAACUGGCUCAGCAGGACGUACUCCUCACAUGUCUCCUGGAUCACAGGUGAGAGUGGAGGUGGGGUGAAAAGGGGAUGGGGGUCUUUCUCGAUGUGCCCGUUCCCUCCGACUCACUUUCUGUCCUUGCCUCCUCAGGUCAGGCCAUGGAGAUUGGCAGCGCAGCUCUUAACAUCUUAGUUGAAUGUUGGGAUGGUCACCUGACCCCUCCUGAGGUAGCAUCCCUAGCAGACAGAGCGUCCAGGGCUCGAGACCCCAACAUGGUUCGAGCCGCCGCUGAGCUCGCUCUCAGUUGCCUCCCCCACGCCCACGCCCUCAACCCCAAUGAGAUCCAGAGAGCGCUGGUGCAGUGCAAGGAGCAGGUAAGCAGAGUAUUGUUAAAAGAUGGUCUCAAAAGGAACCAGAGAAGAAGAAUGAAGAUGAUUCACUCAAUAGUGAUUGUUAUUAUAUGUUAUGUGAUCCUCACUGUUGAUUCUCUGGUACUUCCCAGGACAACGUUAUGCUGGAGAAAGCAUGUGUGGCGGUGGAGGAGGCAGCUAAAGGGGGCGGAGUCUAUCCUGAGGUUCUGUUCGAGGUGGCCCAUCAGUGGUACUGGCUGUAUGAGCAGUCUAUGGGUGGGGGCUCAGGCCAGCAGAGGGAAACCUCUGGGCGCUGCGGGGCCAACGGAGGCUCCGGUAGAAGGCAGAUGGAGACCACCUGCGGGAUUCUUGAUGCGGGGGGCAACAUGGAGUCGGCGGGACUGGCCACAGUGACGGCAUCGGUCACGGCGGCAGCAGUGGUCCCUGUCAUCUCAGUGGGCUCCACCAUCUAUCAGUCCCACCCUCUCCCAGGCCAGGCCAUGGCCCACCCGCACAGCCAGGGCCUCCACCCCUAUACCACCAUCCAAGCCCACCUUCCUACUGUCUGCACCCCUCAGUAUCUGGGACACCCUCUGCAGCAUGUCCCCCGCCCAGCUGUCUUCCCUGUGACAGGGGCUGCCUACCCUCAGGUCAGAACUCAACACUUGGGAUUGUGGGAGAUCUUGUUUGUGAGUUUUACAUUCUGAAACAUUGAGGGGGGAUAAUACUUUUGAGAAAUAAAUAUUGAUAGUGAUGUACAUUAUGUCUCGAACCUUCAUGUCGAAUACUUAAAACUCAAGCUGUCUGUGUUUGUUUCUCUGUGUGUGUUCAGGGGAUGCACCCAGCCUUUAUUGGGGCUCAGUAUCCAUUCUCGGUAGCAACAGGUCCCCAGCCUCCCCUCGCUGCCACAGCGGUGACAUUCCCUGGCGUCCCUGUCCCGUCCAUGACUCAGAUCGCCGUCCACCCGUACCACACUGAGACCGGGAUGCCUCUCAGCACCACAGUGGCAGGUGAGGAGUUUGAUUUUAUGGCACGAACACAAUUCCAGAAGAAUCGGGACGCUGUUUAAAAUGUUGGGAAAAAAAACAGGGUUUGAUGGUGUGAAGGAGGAAAAGUGCUUCCUACUUUGUCUCCUUUUUUCCUAAAUUGGCUCUGACCCAAAGAAGUUGGCAGCCAUGUUGAUAAACUGUAUGGCGUCCUCUUUUAAGUUGUAAUUGUGGCUGCAAUGGCAAACUGCAUACACAGAUAACGGCUUUCAGAUACAGAUUUCCACUGCAUGGCUUUGACCCAUGUCUGUCUCUAAAACAGUGCUGUCUGAGGACCCACAGAUCACGGCCGUCUAUUAUUUAUCGGCCUUGCCCCUUUCUGACAGAUUUCUCCAGACUUUCUGAAUUUUUAAUGGUAUUUUGUACUGGAGAUGAUGAAAUCUUCAAAUCCUUUGCAGUUUCUGCUCAUAAAUUAUUCUGAAACUGCUGACUGUUUUCCUCACCCAGUCUUUUAAAGAUUGAUAAACCUCUUUCCAUCAUCUAGAAGGCUUAGUGUGAACAUUUGAUUUGUUCUCGACUCUUUUCUUAAUUUUCUGUAAGCUUGUAGAUGUAGAUCAUAAAAUUCUGUUUUUAUUAACAUCUUGCACGGUGUCCAAACUCUUUUGGAAUUGGAGUUGUGCUUUGUGUCCAAAUAUUUCACAAACAUGAUACAAGGCCAGGUCAGGAUCACAUUGGCAGAUCAGGGUAAAAAGACUGUAUGUUGUGGCAUUACUUGUUAAUGUGCAUGGAUCGUGUCCCUCAGUUGGCAGCGCACACUCUGGCCCAGCUCUCCAAGCCCUACAGGGGGCAUCCCUGCCCUCGCUCUCCUCUCAGCCCGCUUCACUGGUCAGCACGGCGUUCCCUGCAGAGGAUGAGCCGCACAGCCAGCCAAUCAGCCAGCAGGGCCUGCACUACCUGCAUUCUGCAUACAGAGUCGGUGAGUGAGCGUCACAGUCCUGUGUCAGAACCUGCGCAGUGUGACUAAACUGUACUGAAAACUUUGAGCAUUAAAGGGAUAUUCCGGCGUAAAAUUAAUUGAGGGUCAAACGCACCGUAAUGCUGAGUCAGACACACUGUCGAGAGAUGAAUGUUGCCGACCGUUUGCUUCUUUAGUUAUACCAACUUUAUUAACGACUGCACGAUAGCAAUACACAGCAGUCUGAGGAGCCAUAAAUGAACCUCAACAAAAAAGCCACUCUAUAGCCCCAAAUAAUGCUCAGAACAGCACCUAACUUCAUCAACAGUACAAAUAGGGUCCCAGCCAUAGUACUAGCCAUCAAACAUCUUUUUUUAUCUUUGCCUAAUUUCUUUAGCAAAGAGACUAAACACAACUCACCCACUCUCUUCCAGCAGCCGCUUGUUUAAAUAACACUUAAACCUUAACUAAUUUUAUUCCAGAAUAUCCCUUUAAAGUUGGUCAAUCUCACAGAUUGUGUAGUACAGUGUGUAAAUAUACUGCGCAUUGUGUCAUAACCAUGUGUUUGUGUGUUUCUGUGUGUGUGAAGGCAUGCUAGCUCUGGAGAUGUUGGGCAGACGAGCUCACAAUGAUCACCCCAACAACUUCUCCAGGAGCCCUCCCUACACCGAGGAUGUCAAGUGGCUGCUGGGACUUGCCGCUCGACUCGGUGAGACAUACAAUACAUAGAAUUCACUGGAGUUUUAAACUAAACCCAUGAAUGAGUUAUGACUAUCUCUUUAUCUACACACACCCCUUUUGUUUGUGUCUCUUUUACCUCACCUGCCUCUUGACCCUGUUUCUGUGUGUCUUAAUCUCAACAGGAGUCAACUUUGUGUAUCAGUUCUGCGUGGGAGCAGCUAAAGGCGUCCUGAGUCCAUUCGUCUUGCAAGAGAUCAUCAUGGAGGCUCUGCAGAGGCUAAACCCCGCCCACAUCCACGCCCACUUGAGAACACCUGCUUUCCAUCAGCUGGUGCAGCGUUGUCAGCAGGCCUAUCUGCAGGUAGUACGACCACGCACAUAGACAGUCAGUUUGAGACAGUCGGUGGGAGAGUGAGCACCUGAUGACUGUAAUCAUCUGUAUCCCUAACCUGUAUCUUCUCCUCCCUCAGUACAUCCACCACCGACUCAUCCACCUGACCCCUGCAGACUACGACGACUUCGUCAACAUCAUCCGCAGCGCUCGGGGGGCGUUCUGUCUCACGCCUGUCGGGAUGAUGCAGUUCAACGACGUCCUCCAGAACCUGAAGAGAGGGAAGCAGACCAAGGAGCUGUGGCAGAGGAUCAGCCUGGAGAUGGCCACCUUCUCUCCCUAAGGGGGAGGGAGACUUUGAUACCCUGUCUACAUUGUAACAGACACAUCCUGGAUCUAUCAGGGACCCUGACCCCUGAUACAGACAGACAGCACACAGGAAGUACAAUCAGACCCUGCCCUCUUAAACAGGCAGCGUUUUUAUAUCUGCCCCCUCCCCUCAGAGACUGCUGACAGACUCUGAGCAUCAUGUUUGUGUUUUUCUGUGGAUUACAGUGUGUCCUCCUUUAUCUAACUGAAGACUGCGAGGGAGGGCUGUGUCCUUCGUCCUCUCCUUGUCUCCUCUGUUCUUGUUUAGUUUAGUUUGAAUAAAUCAGCUGACUACGGCUUUGUCUUUGUCCUGAAUCCCGAUGUUUGGAGACUUCCUGUUUUUGUUUAAUCUUUUGAUACUUUGUAAAGAAUCCGAAGAAGAGGUGGAGGAGGAGAAAGAGGAUGAUUGAGGCGCUGUUGUUGUGGGAUCCAUAUUUACAUUUCAGCCUGAUGAGGAGGGACCUGAAAGUGAAGAGCAGAGACCACCUGACCCCUUGCUGGACCCAGGACUCAGUGAAGAACAUCUGAAUCAGACUCAGUGUCCAGCAGUUUGAACUGGAUCUGGAUGAGACUUCAGGGAGACAUUUGUAAUGUUUUCAGACCUCCUGAAGGUGAAGAGUGAGGUUGUGAUGAAGAGUGAUUCUGGUGCUCAUCUUAGUCUCCAUGAUACUCGCAGAAAAAAAGUACUUGAGUAACAACAGUAACUUUUUCAGAUGUCUUCAAAACCUUUUUUUCAGAAUCAAAAGCUGAUUUUCUAUAAGAGAUUUCUGGACACGUCAGCCUAACUUUUUAGUUCAGUCUGUGGUGCUGUUUAAACACGACAACUGGAUAACAUCAAAGUUAAGAUCAUAUGCAGAAAAUAUUCAAAUGAUGAAGAUAGUUGUUCGAACAAACACAGUUGAGAAAGCUGCUCUUCAUCAGACGUGAAACCAAACGAUGAUUUCUGACACCAGUCAUCUGGUUUACUGAAACAAGAGUGACAGACGUGAAAUAGUGACUUUUACAAAUGAAGUUCUGAAUGGAGAGCAUUAUAUUCACUCUUUGUGUUUGGAUACUGGAAGUUUUUCAGAACUUCAGAUCUAGAUCUGAACCUGUACCUGGUUCUGAUUCUGGUCCUGGUCCAGCCCUAGACUACUUAUUUCACUGAGUCUGAUAUGAAACAGUGUCUCUGUCCCCUCCUUCCCCUCCUCAGUGUGGUUUUAGACCAUGGUGCUGUUAUCAACAUGUCGACGCUCCAUCCCGUCCCGGCAGCUCGGUGGUUCUGAUCUGGACUCUGAUUGGACCUCACAGGUGUGACUCAGUAGAAAAUGUACUGUGAUAUUUUUGUAUUCCUCAAAGUGUAGCUCCAUGAAAAGUUCUAUAUGUGAUUGAAAAGUUCCUAUUUAGAAAGAAAAGAAAAAAAAAUAAAAGCAAUACUAAAGUGUAGAGUUUACUUAAUAAAGACGAUUAAAACACUGACGUGCUCGCAGUCGUCUGUUUGUUUACUUCAAGAUAGAGCCUGAGCAAGGUGCUGCUGGCACCUACACAAGCUCAGAGCUGGACAUAGUGGAAAAAUGAAUCAACCAUAUUUUAACAUCUCACACAUCUCUGUGUGUUUUGUUUUGUUAGGUUGCUUCUCUGUAUACUUUUAUUUUACCUUACAUCCUUAAUCUAAAUGUGGCUUUAGUUUUUUAAUGUAGAAAGUAGAAUUUGGUUAGUAUGGCAUUUAUCAUUUCUGAAUUUAGAAAAUUUAGCUUCUGGCAUUAACUGUGUCCUCAGAUUUCCUCUCCACGGAAAAUAAUAUUAUUUAGAGACUAAACCAAAAACUCUGCUCACAAGCAGACAUAAACCUUAGCAACUUUAAAGCUAUAUGAGGAGCUUUUUUCACAUUAAUGACUUAGACUGAUACCUUUUCAUGUAGUCCCAAUACAAGACCAUCGGGGACAAAAUGAAUGAUUUUAAGACAGUAAUUUCU